GAGAUUGCGCAGUGGGGGCGUCGGCCGGGACCCUUCUGCCUGGGCUGGGAGGGGGCGACGCUGAAAUGGGGGCAGCGGCCGCGGAAGCGGAUCGCACUCUGUUUGUGGGCAACCUCGAAACGAAAGUGACAGAGGAGCUCUUGUUCGAGCUUUUCCACCAGGCUGGGCCAGUAAUAAAGGUGACAAUUCCAAAAGAUAAGGAUGGUAAACCAAAGCAGUUCGCAUUUGUAAAUUUCAAACAUGAGGUGUCUGUUCCUUAUGCAAUGAAUCUACUUAAUGGAAUCAAACUUUUUGGAAGGCCCAUCAAAAUUCAAUUUAGAUCAGGAAGUAGUCAUGCCUCACAGGAUGUCAGUUUGUCAUAUCCCCAGCAUCAUGUUGGAAAUUCAAGCCCUACCUCCACUUCUCCUAGCAGCAGAUACGAAAGGACAGUGGAUAAUGUGUCUCCAUCAGCACAGAUGAUCCAGAGGUCUUUCUCGUCUCCAGAAAAUUAUCAGAGACAAGCAGUGAUGAACAGUGUUUUGAGACAGAUGUCAUAUGGUGGGAAAUUUGGUUCUCCACAUGUGGAUCAGUCAGGAUUCUCACCAUCAGUUCAGUCCCAUAAUCAUGCUUUUAUCCAGUCGUCAAGCUCCCAGUGGCGCCAGGAUACCCCGUCGUCGCAGCGUAAAGGCAGGCAGAAUUCUCACCCCUACCUGGCAGACAGACAUUACAGCCGUGAACAGCGGCACUCUGAUCACGGGUCUGACCGCCACUACAGAGGCAGCCGCGAUGAUUUCUUCUAUGAAGACAGGAACCAUGAUGGCUGGAGCCAUGACUAUGAUAACAGGAGAGACAGUAGUAGAGAUGGAAAAUGGCGUUCGUCUCGGCACUAACAGGUGUUAAAAGGACGAUGUUUUAUAGGGUCAUUUUAGGCACUUUUGACUAAGUUGGUCUGGAAAUAUUUUGUUUAGAAACUGUACAGAGCAGCUUUACAAGUUGCCACCUUUCUUUAUAAAUUUUUUUAAAGCUGAUAGCUACAAUUUCAUACAGAAAGGAAGAUUGUGGUUCUACUUUUAUUACAUUAAUAACCUUUCACCUCAGGGUUUUAAGCAAAGGAAAGUGCCACAUCUCUUUAGACAGUUUAGGAAGGGUGGAUUAUAUAGAUUGUUUGAAUUAUAAAGCAAAUAUUUUAAUUAUCUGUUAUCUUUUUGUAUAGCAAGAAAUUUCUUGUUAGUGAAUCAGAUUUUGGUGUGUAUGAUAGAAAAUAUGCAAAUUGAUAGUCUGAAAUGGCUAUCCGUAUUUUGGUAAUAAACUAGAAAACACAACAUUUCAGUGACUCAUUAACAUUUUAUUUAAUGAAACUUAAUGGUUAACUUUGGGGAUAAAUCAUAUUGCGUAACUUAGAGAAAUUAACUAUAAAUUCGGUGAUGUGCUCUUUUAGUUUUACCCUGUUUGAACACAUAAGUAUAAAUCUAUACAUGCUCUGUCAUUCUAAAGUUUGGAAUUUAUUCAAUAAAUCACGUUUGAUGUAUGACUGAAGUCACUCAGGAAGUUGAAUAUCUCAUAUAUUUUUACAUUAGAAGGUAACAGUGUUAAUAUAGAUCCAUUUUUUCAGGAAGAAAAACAUGUCAAUGCAUAGUCAGAUAAAAUGGUAGUGUUUGAAAGUAUACUUACUGGAGGAAACAUCCAUGAAGAGUUGAAGUGCUGCCUCGUAUUUCAAACUUUAAAAAUUUUAACAUUUUCAGAGUAUCCAGGAUGUGCAUACAAGGACACAUCGUGUUAUGGAGAUUGUACAGUUUGCUUUUUUUUUUUUUUUCUUUCUUGAACAUUGGAAAGAGUUUAAACACUUUGCUGAUUUUAAAUUUUUUAAAUCUUGUUUGACAGAACUUUUAUGUAUCAAAAUGUAGUUGCCCUUUUAUUACAGAAUUGUUUAUAAAAAUUCCUUUAAAAAUUUGGAUCCUUUUUAAUGCCACUACAUUUGUACUAUGUUGCUUUUUAAUGUAUUAAAAACAAA
Lepus europaeus (European hare) is the source of this 1990-nucleotide messenger RNA. It is a transcript of the gene RBM7, whose product is annotated as RNA binding motif protein 7. The transcript has 5 exons. NCBI's taxonomy places the organism in Eukaryota, Metazoa, Chordata, Mammalia, Lagomorpha, Leporidae. The coding region runs from base 66 to 869 and encodes 267 amino acids. Gene Ontology annotation, molecular function: single-stranded RNA binding. The record is from RefSeq and is a predicted model, not a curated record. Gene Ontology annotation, biological process: regulation of alternative mRNA splicing, via spliceosome. Gene Ontology annotation, cellular component: nucleus.